GCGUAAUCACCGCCAUCUUGUUUGUGGAUAAUGGCUGGACGUACUUCGAAGCUAAGAUAUGCGUGAAAUUUUACAGUAGCAGUCCUUCCUAAACAUUAAAAUGGCAACUCAAACACAAACACUACGUGGGAAAGCUAGCCUUAAUCCUUCCAGGACCCACGAUUACCUGUAUGACUCCCACUAUGUGCUGGCCAGUGAGAGAGAUCAUGCCAGGGCCACGUUUAAAGCCCACACAAGUACAGACAGGGUUAAACGUGUGCCCAACUACACGACGAUGUUUAGCGAGCUUCGUCAUCACCCCAGAUUUGGAAUGCGUCUGGAUGUGACGGAUCCCGUGCCCAAGUUUAUCUCCCGCCAGUGGCGCGGCUAUGCAGACCAGCAGAGAGAAGCUCUCAUCAGAUACACAACCUUCAACUAUGACCCGUCUGUGCAAGUUUCAUCCAAGCAUUUUGCCAAUGCUGAAGUUGCUGGCAGAAACAGAUACAAGUUCUUCAAGAGACCAAUCAUCCCGUUUCUGCAGCAAGUUCCUCCUGAGGUCCUGCUGGCCACAUCAAGACAAGAUCCCCUGGCCGGCCCUGACCAGGUCCAGAUGGAGCGACCUCCGACACCCCUGGUGAAGACCGUGGAGACACAGACUGAUUAUCGUGACUCUGAGGCUCAGACUGACCCCUACACCCCCGAGUAUGUGGUGAGACCAGGGGAGGCGCCGGAACUCCUGACUCUAGCUACAUUGUCAUACGGUCGGGGUCUCCCAGCUGGGCUUGCUGAGGUUGAAAUGAUUGAACGUGCACGAGCCAAGCGGGCAUGGGAGGCAACUCUGCCGCCCCUGAGCGACACGUCUCAGCUGGACAAGAGACGUCGCAUGAUGGAUGAGAUGGAGACGAAGGAAUGGGCGCUGAGAGAACAGGAGAUUGAAAAACUGCAGGAGGCCAGGCUGGAGGUGCUGAAGAAGCUGCUGAAACACAGGGAGGAGAACCACCAGGAGCUCAACAUAAAGAGACUCGAUAAACUCUGGUCCAAGAAACAGAGAGAGAAGGAACACCGUGUGAGGAAAAUCAGGAAUGAGCACAUCAAGAUGAUCAGGAAACUAACGGGGAAACGUGAACACGUUGAGGGGAAACUCCAGCGCCGAGACGUGAUUCAGGACUACUCCGACUUCGCCUCCCAGAGCUAUGCUCCCAAGACGAGAGUGGGCAUCUUCAUUGACCGGGGUUCUGAGCAGUUUGUUGUCAAGAGCAGGCAUCUCACCACGUACCAGGGUCUGUUGGAGUUGGAGGCGUCACUGCCCGACUUUGUGAUGCAGCCCCGGGUGAAGGCCCCCAAGCCCAAGACGGUCACCAAGGCUGGCUUCAUCAAGCGCAAGUACCGCCAGCAGAGGGAGCUGAUGGAGAUGCACGAGUCCAUCAAGGAGGCCAAGUUCCGAGGGGAGGAGGCUGCCAAGCCUCUGCGAUUCCUUCAAAAGAUAGAGAAGCCAGUACCCCGCCCACCUACACCCUCAGUGGAGGUGCCAUCACAGCUGGAUGAAGAGAGAGAGCUGGCCACCAUCUUCCUCCAGCAGGUGAUCCGAGGCAGAGCCAUCCAGAACAUGAUGUUCGAGGGCAAGGAGAAGAGGAUGGAGCUGAUCCACGAGCUGCGGUCCACACACGCCCUGCAGGAGGCGGAGCAGACGGUCAAGAAGCAGGAGAUGCAGGCCACCAUCGCCCUCCAGCGACAGAGACGGCUUCACGAACACAAGGAGUCCCUGGUGGAUGAGGCACUUAGCCAGGUGGAGGGCUCCAGCCUGGGAGACAUGUUUGACUUCCUCAGCAAGGAGCUGAUACGCCUGCAGGAGGAGCGGCGGAUCCAUGCCUUCUCCAUGCUGGCAGAGAGACAGCGCCGUAUCCGGGAGGCGGAGGAGAGCGGGAGGAGACAGGUGGAGGAGAGGAGAAGGAGGGAAGAAGAUGAGAUCUUUAAACAGGCGGUGAAGGUCCAUCAGAACUCCGUGGACACCUUCCUGGAAGACAUCAUCCUCGGCUCCAUCAACAACACCGCCGACCAGCAGGCCCGGCAAGAGAUCCAGGAGAUAGCCGUGACCAUCAACGAUGUGGCAUAUGACAUCGAGGAGAAACGGUCCCAGCUGGAGUCGGAGGAGAUUGUGGCUGACCUUGUCCACUGCUUCCUGCUUCCAGAGGUGCAGAAGACAACCGUCCGAGAGAAAGUGAGGAGACAACAGAGGAAGUAUUUGCUCGCUGCCCACAAACAAAUUCACAAGGAAGGAGAGGAGAUCAUUGACAUGAACGCCAAGGCUGUUCCUUCCUCCGCCCCACGACUUCUGACCGCCGGGCAGGAGGAGGAAGAGUUGAUUGAAGCACCCGUCAGGGACUCGGAUAGUCGUCAUAGCGACACAAGCGUCAUUCUCCCAGAAAAACCAAGAACAGUUUAAAGACAUUAUUACAAGAACAAUUGAAUGUUUUGUACAGUUGUCAAGAAGAUAGGAUUCCUUGUUUUGCAAACACAUGUCCUGAAUAUAUAUAUCAACGUUUGUUUGUUUUGUGUUCUCUGAUCUUACAACAGACUGAUUAGAAUCAGUAUUAAAUGAUUUAAAGAAGUUGAAACAAAUGCAAGAUUAUUACAUCUGAAGUCAUCUAAAACCAUUCAUUUCAAGGAUAUGUUGUCAAUGUUAACACAUCAUAAUCCUUUAUUUAUUCAUAAUGAUUUAGUUCUGUUUUUUUAUUUUUUGGAUAUUAAUUGAACCACUUUUUUUAAUCAAAUGACAAUAUCAAGUUUUGUUGUGGACAUUUUUUAUCUGACUAUGUGAAUGUAUAGCAUCAUGAUAUGGUAUAUUGGAAAUUGAAUAUUGAAGCAUGAUGUGACUUUUGUACAGACCUUUCUUAUGUGUACAUACCAUUGUCUGUGAUAGUGUUCUCACAUUCCGUCCGUGAUGGCCAGUGUAAAUACAUAUUUAUCAACA
This is a messenger RNA of Haliotis rufescens (red abalone), 2950 nucleotides long. RefSeq names its product cilia- and flagella-associated protein 91-like. The transcript has 18 exons. The record is from RefSeq and is a predicted model, not a curated record. Bases 101 to 2422 code for a protein of 773 amino acids. NCBI's taxonomy places the organism in Eukaryota, Metazoa, Mollusca, Gastropoda, Lepetellida, Haliotidae.